AUGGAGGCGUCGAAAUUUGACCAAGGUUUGAGCUAUGAUUUCUGUGUUGCACACCUCUUUAAUUGGCAGCCACCAAGCAGCAACGUCGAAGAUUACUGGGUGAAGUCAAUUCAGUUACUCAAAUCCAACGGAACCAACGUGCUUUCCUUCAUUUCGAAGCUCUUGAACGACAAGAGAUUUGAUGAACGCACGAAGGAUAGCCUAAAAGGUUGCUUUGAUUCUUACAAGGAUACGAUGUCGGAAUUAGAUGCUGCUGUGGUUGCUUUCAAGGCCAAGGAUUUGGACACUGCUGGCAUCAAAGUGAGUGAAUCCUUAGAUACCCCACUUAUCUGUCAACGCUCAUUCAACGAUCCCAAAGGUAGAAACCUGUCUCCUUUAACAAGCCAGAAUAACGCCUACUUCAAACUCAAUGUAAUACCUCUCGUGCUCAUCCAAAUCUUCACCAAACAUUCCUAG
This is a messenger RNA of Vigna angularis (adzuki bean), 456 nucleotides long. RefSeq lists its product as uncharacterized. The record is from RefSeq and is a predicted model, not a curated record. Gene Ontology annotation, molecular function: enzyme inhibitor activity. Lineage: Eukaryota; Viridiplantae; Streptophyta; Magnoliopsida; Fabales; Fabaceae. Bases 1 to 456 code for a protein of 151 amino acids. The transcript has a single exon.